Molecule: messenger RNA, 5923 nt
Organism: Misgurnus anguillicaudatus (oriental weatherfish)
Lineage: Eukaryota; Metazoa; Chordata; Actinopteri; Cypriniformes; Cobitidae
Source: RefSeq, a predicted model, not a curated record
AACAUUAUAGAAGCUUAUGUUUGUUUUAAUGCAUUCAUUUAAAAAUGUGUAUAGUCAAUUAUCUGUAGUUUAAACUUCUAUUUACUUUUUUCUAUUCCAAAUGUGAAUUGUGUUUGUAAAUAUCUCACCACUAGAGGACAAACACUUAUACUGGCUUUAAUGUUGAAUCAGUUUAGUGACACAAAUAAGAGAGAUUUGAUCUGUUAUUCUCUUAUUUCACCACAAAAUUCACUCAUAUUUAUGCAUUUAUGGCAGAGCAUUUUCACAAAGGUUUGGCUACUCGAGACUGUGACUUUCUGUAUGAGACUGACAUCUAGUGGACUUGUUUAUUAUAUGACUGACACACCUGCUUGCACACGUUUCAUAAACACAACCAGGAAAUACUUUGAGUUCAGAGAAACUGAAACUGUUGGGCUGUUGUUUGUUUCUUUCUUUCUGUGAGUACAUACAGUGAAAUGGCAGAAGCCAGUAUUUCAGUGGAUCAGGAUCAGUUCAUCUGUUCAGUCUGUCUGGAUCUACUGAAGGAUCCAGUGACCAUUCCCUGUGGACACAGUUACUGUAUGAGCUGUAUUACAAACUACUGGGAUCAGAAUGAUCAGAAGAGAGACUACAGCUGCCCUCAAUGCAGACAGACCUUCAAUACAAGACCUGAUUUAAAUAAAAAUGUGGUGUUUGCUCAGAUGGUGGAGAUGCUGAAGAAGACGAAACUCCAGACUGAACCUUCUCUCAGUUAUGCUGAAGCUGGAGAUGUGAAGUGUGACGUCUGUACUGAAAGAAAACACAAAGCUGUCAAGUCCUGUCUGGUGUGUCUGAACUCUUACUGUCAAAAUCAUCUUGAACAACAUGAGAAAUUAUUCAAAGGCAAGAGACACAAAGUGACAGACGCCACUGGACGACUUCAGCAGAUGAUCUGUCCUCAACAUGAGAAACUUUUAGAGAUUUACUGUAAAACUGAUCAGAUCUGUAUAUGUCUCCUGUGUAUGGUGGAUGAACACAAUGAACAUAAGACUGUAUCAGCUGCAGCAGAGAGGACUGAAAAACAGAAAGAACUGAAGGAGACGCAGAUCAAAUAUCAGCAGAGAAUCCAGGAGAGCCAGAAGAAGUUUCAGGAGCUGAGAGAUGCUGUGGAGACUCAUAAGCGCUCUGCACAGACAGCAGUGGACGACACUGAGAGGAUCUUUACUCAACUGAUCCAAACCAUUGAGAGAAGACGAUCUGAGGUGACACAGCUGAUCAGAGAUCAGGAAAAGACUGCAGUGAGUGAAGCUGAAGGACUCUUGAAGCGACUGGAGCAGGAGAUUGAUGAUCUGAGGAGGAGAGACACUGAGCUGGAGCAGCUUUCACACACAGAUGAUCACAUCCAUUUCCUCCAGAGUUUUCAGUCUCUCUCUGUUCCUCCUGGAUCUUCAGACUCACUCAGCAUCACUGUCAGCUCUCUCAUCUCUUUUGAUGAUGUAGGAAAAUCUGUGUCUCAUCUGAGACAGAAACUGGAGGAUUUAUGUAGAGAAGAGAUAGAAAAGAUAUAUGAUAAAGUUGUUCCUGAACCUGAGACCAGAGAGCAGUUCCUAAAAUAUUAUCAUCACUUCACUGCAGAUCCAAACACAACAUAUAAACGUCUCUGUAUGUCUGAGGGGAACAGAGUGAUUACUAAAACUAACACACUCCAGCCGUAUCCUGAUCAUCCAGACAGAUUUAAUUAUUAUCUUCAGGUGUUGUGUAUUGAGAGUGUGAGUGGACGCUGUUACUGGGAGGUUGAGUGGAGUGGUAAGGUGUUUAUAUCAGUGUCAUAUAAGAGCAUCAGCAGGAAGGGAUUGGGUUAUGAGUGUUUCUUUGGAUAUAAUGAUCAGUCCUGGAGAUUGCGCUGCUCUGACUCCAGUUGUUCAUUCAAACACAAUAGCAUUGAGACUAAACUCCCUGUAGUGCUCAGAUCUUCUAGAAUAGGAGUUUAUGUGAAUCACAGUUCAGGAUCUCUGUCCUUCUACAGCGUCUCUGACACAAUGACCCUCAUCCACAGAGUCAACACCACAUUCACUAAACCUCUCUAUCCUGGGUUUUAUGUUUGUCCUGGAUCAGUGAAACUGUGUGAUAUAACAAUAUAGAUGAUACAGAGAGUCUUUAAAUGAUUUUGUCAUAUGAAAAAUCUGAACAUGAUGAAUCAACAACAAAGAAAUAAUAAGUCUUUCAUUUACUAAUUAGCAAUUUUAAAUAACUGAUUGUAAUGUUAUUAUUUCAAUAAUUGUAUUUUGUCCUGUCAAACAGAGGUAGCUGUACAGUAAUUAUUCACAGUUAAUAUUAUUCAUCUACAGCCAUGUAUUGUUUUAUGUGUACAAACCACUAUAAAUAAAAUGUUAUACAAGCCACUAAAAUGUUUGAGUCUAUAUUCGAUUACUUAAAUACAGAUUACUUAAAUACAGAUUACUUAAAUAAAAUGUCCCAGUACAAUAAAACCAUUAAAGGGGACAACCAAAAAUUAUUCGGCUGAAAAACUAAUUUUCUGUGUUCGACCGAAAAAGUGAAAAGGCCGAAUAAAUUUGACUGAAUAAUGAGUUUGAUGAUGUGAUGAAAUAGAAACCAGUGCAGAGUGACAGGUGCACAAUUAAAUUUCCCAGUACAAUAAAAGCAUUUAAGGGGACAUACCAUAAAAAUCUGACUUUUUCCAUGUCUAAGUGCUAUAAUUGGGUCGCCAUAGCUUCUAUCAAUCUAGAAAAUGUUUGCGAGUUUCUAAGCAGAUAAAAUUGAGAACUAUAUUGUACUGUAUUGUGGAAGAGCACUUAGACGCAAAAUCAUCACUCCUGACUUCAGAGGUUUGAUCGAGAGGAGGAGCAGUCAGGAGUGAUGAUGUUACUGCACCUGAGAUCAAAGUCAAGCAAACAAACUGCUCCUUUUGUAAAGUGUUGGUCAUAUUUGAGGUUGAUUGUAGACUUUAACAACACAGGGUGAAACUGUGUCGCUCUGUGUGAUGUGUACAACUCAGAUUAACUACAAUACAUCAAUAUGUUAAAUGAUUUAAAACUUUUACUCUCAACUGGAGAAUUAUUAGAUAAAGCUGUUUUUUAUCACGUCUGACCCAACACAUUUUUGGCAUGUUUGUAGACCAAGAGAUUUUUAAAAAAAAAAUCUUAUUCAUGAUUUGUUUUCUGCCAAAUUUAUCUGAAGGUUUACAAAAAUAGUAAAAUAAUUAUGAAUAUGGCACAAAUCAUCCAUUGAAAUAUCUCAAUGUAUGUUAUCUCGAUCUCAUCUUCUGGCUUCUAGUCAAACUAGAUUGUAAACACAGAGUCAGGAUCGGACAUGACGGAUGAAUGUCUAGGGUAGAAACCGAUCACCUAUAACUUUUCAAAAGCACAUUCUGGCGAUAACCACGAUCUGAAUACCAUACGCCAAACCUAGUGUUAUAUCAACAGUGUUAUUAUGUUUACUAGAGAUUCAUGUUUUUUACAGCGCUUGUUUUUAUACAUAAUUUCACGACGUGUGUGGGUUUUUUAUGAAACAUGCCAUUUGGAUUUAGUUUGUCGAUCAUCCGUUAGGCCUUGCAGAUCUCUGAAGCCUUUUUUGACUCCUACGAGAACAGGGUCGCCUUGUUCCUAAUGCCCUGUUUCUUUCAAUUGCCUUGAUUGACAGAAUGUGAAACGGAGAAAUCGAAUCGAUAGUCACCGAGUGUCUUUAGGACGUCGAGGUAGACUCGACCGUCCCGCUUAGGCUUGAAAGGGAGCGACGGCGCUCAAGUCUUCACGAUCGAGCGUGAGGACUCUAAAACUGAUGCUGGAGAAAGCGCUGCUUGUUUGAGAUUGUGAGCUUGUGUAGGUACAUGAAAAGACGAGGUUAGCGAUGGGUCAGGGUUUAUCUUCAGUUCUCAUGUUUGUUGAUUUUGAUUUGUUACUUUUUGGACUUAAUCUAAGACAACGUCAUUUAGUGGCUGUAUAACAGAGUAUAAAAUGAGACGUUUUUACUAUUAAGUUGUGCCAAAGUUUUUAUUUUAUUUAAAUGUGUUUUUAAUGGGUAUGUGAUUAUGAAAGGUGAAUCAUUUGUAUAGCCUGAUUUUACAUACAAAGCUGCUUGUGUACCCUGGCCAAAGGCAGAUCCAGUAAACCAGGAGACAGAUCAUUCACAUUAAAGUUCACAGAUGUGUUCACAACCAGACAAAAAAAAAUUCUGCUAAUUCAAGAUCACUUGAGUCUGGAUUACAGGUUUGGUUUUCCUGGUUUAGGUGCACAGAUUCAUAAAGAUGCACACAGCAUUGCAGUUUUCUCACUAAAGCCUUAUUUCAGUGUUUGAACCCACACAGACAUUCAAUCACAAACCCCAAAAUUACAUCUUAUAUUUUAUUGACUUUAUUAAUCAUGUUACACUUAACGUUCACUCUUUUAUUUCAAAUCUUUUUUUUUUUUAGAAAUUUAUUGUGUUAUUGUUUGCAUAUAAAGUUGUGAAAUUCAUUUUUUGUAUUUGACAAUAUUGUCAUCGAGCUGUUUUAGACUGUAGGAAACGAAAUAUUUCUUCUUACUGUCACUUCUUUUACAUCAUGUUAAGUUCAUGUUUAGUUAGUAGUGUUGUAUACUUAAUCCUUCAUGUUAUAUUUCAUAGUAGACUGUUUGAAAUUGUCAGAUUUAAGGACUUUGGUUUUGAAUUUGUUGAACAAAAUGUUUUCUUUCAUGUUGUCUUAAAAAAAUGAAUGAAAAGAGAGAAAGAAAAACGUAACGUAAGAAAUAAGAAUUGUACUAAAGGAAGUUAUUUUCUACUGUAUCAUUUCAGAAUUUAAAAUCGUGUUGUGAUAUUUAAAAAAAAGAUAGAAAAAGUAAAAAACAUCCCUCAAUAUCAAGCCAAACAAGAGCAGCAACAUUUCUGAAUAUUUAAAUCUAUAAAAACAGAUAGAGGUCACGAGGUUUGUCCUCUGGAUGUAAAUGAAAGAGAGAGAGAGCCAUAACUUAAGGGACGAAGGUUGACUUUUUGCACUUCUUGUACAUAGUCAAUAUAAAGAAAAGAAAAUGAACAUGUAUAAUAUUGAGAUCUUAUUUUGAAUAAUAAAAGAUUGUAUAACUAUGAGAAAAUUUUCUUAGGAUAAUUUAAGAAUUAGAGUAAUAGUCCAGCUAACAAAUAACGCUUGCAGAAAUGGCACGCAGCUGUUUUAUUAUAAUUUUCGGCCAAUCACAGUACAGAUAAUAAAGCUCAGUGUUGACUGCACAAUGAGAUUCAUCAGAAUUGACCGUACACUCCGUCUCUACAUAGUUUCCACUGUGAGAAAUUGACUUUGAUUUAUCUUCAAAAACACAGUAUUUGUCAUAUGAUGGACAGAAGUAACUGCAUGAAGAAGAAAAAUCUUAAUUUUCAUCAUAGAUAAGUAGCUAAGUUCAUUUCUCACAGUAUCGUAACUAUCAUUGUCACAGCGUAGUGUAUAUCAAGUUAUAAACAGUAAAUAUCUCAAUACAUUGACUGAUCCGAGUAUAGCAGCAGUGAAAACAAUAGGAUUAUAAAAUCAACUCGAGAUGUUAAGAAAAGACGUCCACAUAACUCACAGCACACACAUGAGAGAGUUGCUUUGUGAGCAGGGAAAGGACACAAAGCACAGAGGAAAAAAACUAAAUGAAUGUACCUGUCAAAUCCUCCAGCACUGAGGUCAGCGUUUCACUCAUUUCAGGUUGCUGCACAAUAGCUAUGAAACCAAAGCAUCACUUUUCCAAAACUAAACUCAAUGCCUGAAAGCUGUCAGUUGUGUUACAGUUCAACCACACAGGUGAUCUUACCUGCUGAAAGCACCUGCUUGAUGCUUAACAUCCUCCAUGAAUCUUACACCUCACCUUUGCUUAUAGUUGCUGUAAGAUAUUGUGCUGCAUUCUGAAAGACUUCUUGUUUUAUGCACAUUUAUUAUUGUUAGAGUCGACUCUUACUGUUAUGAGUAAAACUAAACUUAAUAAAACACAAAUGGAUUUGA